GGUAGGUUAUUCAAUCUGCGCGCCAAAGCCGCCUUGCGAGCCGCGAACAUCACACAUAUCCUCUCGGUGUUGAAACUGCCGCUGGAUGAGAAACUCUUCGAGGGAUAUGCGCAUCUUGUUGUGGAAGUGGAUGAUGUAGACGAUGAGAAUUUGUUGGAGCACUUUCCUGCGACGAAUGAGUUUAUUCGGGAGGGUUUGGAGGGUGGUGGUGGGGUUUUGGUGCAUUGCGCCAUGGGAAAAUCCCGCUCCGCCACCUGCGCCAUCGCCUACCUCAUGCACACCCUCCACCUCAGCCCCUCCUCAGCCCUCUCCAGCAUCCGGGAAUCCCGCCCCCUCUGCGAACCCAACGAAGGUUUCUGGCGUCAACUCGAAGUCUACCACUCCAUGGGCGCGCCCGCGAGCGUGGAAGACGUCCCCGCGUAUCAACGAUGGGUGUAUCUGCAAGAAGUCGCGUUGAGUCGGGCGUGUGGGCAGGCUCCGGAGGCGGAUAAGAUUCGGUUUGAGGAUGAACAUGAGCAAGGGGGUGGGAAGGCGGAGGUGGAGAUGAGGUGUCGGAAGUGCAGACGCACCCUCGCCACAUCCCAAUACCUAACCCCCCACACCCCCCGCCCUCCUGCUUCCCCUUCCACCCCCAUCUUCUCCCUCGCACCCUCCACCUCCCAGUCUUCCUGCCAACACCACUUCCUCGACCCCCUCUCCUGGAUGCGCCCAACCCUCGAAGCCGGCCUGCUCGAAGGCCGCCUGGAAUGCCCCAACGCGAAAUGCAAAGCCAAUGUGGGCAAGUACGCCUGGCAGGGGAUGCGGUGUAGUUGUGGGGAGUGGGUGGUUCCGGCGAUUAGUCUGGCGAAGGGAAAGAUUGAUGAGGUCAAGUCGCGGACGGCGGAGGGAGGGAAUUUUGGGAUUCGCCAGCCGCCGGGGAAAUCUCAGGGGAAUUUGUGA
Messenger RNA from Zymoseptoria tritici IPO323, 939 nucleotides. RefSeq names its product tyrosine protein phosphatase 2 (gene MgPTP2). The transcript has 3 exons. Gene Ontology annotation, cellular component: nucleus. Lineage: Eukaryota; Fungi; Ascomycota; Dothideomycetes; Mycosphaerellales; Mycosphaerellaceae. Gene Ontology annotation, biological process: protein dephosphorylation. The record is from RefSeq and is a predicted model, not a curated record. The annotation marks the transcript as partial. Gene Ontology annotation, molecular function: protein tyrosine/serine/threonine phosphatase activity.